Neocloeon triangulifer is the source of this 1931-nucleotide messenger RNA. It is a transcript of the gene Rab5, whose product is annotated as ras-related protein Rab-5B. Gene Ontology annotation, molecular function: GTPase activity; GTP binding. The transcript has 5 exons. Bases 319 to 966 code for a protein of 215 amino acids. NCBI's taxonomy places the organism in Eukaryota, Metazoa, Arthropoda, Insecta, Ephemeroptera, Baetidae. The record is from RefSeq and is a predicted model, not a curated record.
CCCACCCUAUUAUCAACCACCCGUCAGCCCAGCAGCAGCAGCAGUGCAACUCUGAAAUUGCGGCCUUGGUAUUUCGCCGAUUGAUGCGCAUUUGGCUGCCUUCGUCGGGCCGAAUCGUGGGACUGAAGACCGUCGGCUGCGGAGGGAAUCAGAGCCUGUGGCCGGGCGGGACUUUUCGAGGCGUCGCUCGUCCGAUUGUGUGAUGUGUUGGCUGUCACGGUGAGGGGCGGUGCACUCACUCACUCUCUCGCAGCAAACUCUGCUUCACUUGUUCAUCGAAUUUGCGUAAUCACACCCCGUCUAGGUGCGUAUGAAGUGAUGGCUUCACGCAGCUCGGCGCAGAGGCCCAACGGAGCCACCCAGGGCAAAAUCUGCCAGUUCAAAUUGGUGCUGCUCGGCGAGUCGGCCGUUGGCAAGUCGAGUUUGGUGCUGCGGUUCGUCAAAGGACAGUUCCACGAAUACCAAGAGAGUACAAUAGGAGCCGCUUUUUUAACGCAAACUGUAUGCCUUGACGACACGACGGUCAAGUUUGAAAUCUGGGACACGGCCGGCCAGGAAAGGUACCACAGCCUGGCGCCGAUGUACUACCGUGGCGCGCAGGCGGCCAUCGUUGUCUACGACAUAACCAACCAGGACACCUUUGGCCGCGCCAAGAACUGGGUCAAGGAGCUGCAGAAGCAGGCGUCGCCCUCAAUUGUGAUCGCUCUAGCCGGAAACAAGGCUGACUUAGCCAGUAAGAGAAUGGUGGACCUCGAGGAGGCGCAGGCGUACGCCGACGAGCACGGCCUCCUCUUCAUGGAAACCUCGGCCAAGACGGCCAUGAAUGUCAACGAUAUCUUCUUAGCAAUUGCCCAGAAACUUCCCAAGACCGACCAAGCAGCGAGUGGAUCUGAUGCAGCAAAAGGACGUAGGCUUGUUGAGGGUGCGGAUUCUGCGCAAAGAGGGCCCAGCAGCUGUUGCAAAUGAUGUGGAUCUCUGUCGUGGUCCAAUCUUGCCUGCCUCCUCUCAUUUGUAUUAUUGGAGUCGUAGCCGAGGAGGAGGAGAGGCACGCGUCACUGUCACAGUCAUCUUCCAAUCACUGUAGCACUUUUUCUCUCAUCAACACUGCUUGAGGAAAAACUGGGCUCAACACUUGAAGGGCAUUCGAUUAGCCUUGCGUUAACAUUCCUUCUGCUGACACUUGUUGUCUUGUUUGUUCAAUUAAUUUUGUCACGUUACAUUUGGACCCAAAAAAUUGCAUUGAAGGGCAGCUGCUACAUGUGUUAGACAAAAUUCCUGCAGUUAGACCAGAGCCCAAAUUCUCCUAGUCUUUUUUUUUAAUUUUGUUCUAAUUACUGAUCAUUCGUUAAUGUUUUGUACUUGCUAAAUUUUAAAAGAAUUAAAAGAAAACAUCAUCUGGCUGCCGUCACUCCACCUCUCCUUUUCCCGUGCUCACUUUUCUAAGCUGUAUAAAGGCAAGAUUCUCUAGCACUGUAAUCCCCCUGGAUAUCCAUCAUCAUAAUUAUAUUGUUUGUGUUAUGGAAAAAUAUAUUACUCUGAAAAUUUUUGAUUGUCAGUGUGCAUCGUCUCGAAUUCAACUGCUUGGACACUAAUAACAUUUCUUAUUGUCACUUCAGUACAUGGAUAUUAUUUUGUACAUUUAAUGUUGAGGUUCAAAUGUAAAGUUUUAAAAGAGAUCACAUUGAAUAAAUGAUCGCAGGGAUUUUCAGCAAAAUCCUUGAUUCUUAGCAAAUAUCUGAAGUGCAAUACAGCUCCAUAUAAGCUUUGUAACAUUCUCGGCUAGAUACAAAACAUUCUGGAUAAUUAUUAUACUGCUGCAUUCACUCAAGCUUUUCCCUAAUUUUGCAGGGAAACAGUAGCUGUAUUGUUCCAAGGAAAAAUGUUGGUCUUAUUUAUAUUUUCAAAGGAAAUCCUAGUUAUUUUGAAUUAUG